Vicia faba (fava bean) is the source of this 726-nucleotide messenger RNA. NCBI's taxonomy places the organism in Eukaryota, Viridiplantae, Streptophyta, Magnoliopsida, Fabales, Fabaceae. The record is from the annotation of a GenBank genome assembly.
AUGGUUAUGGAGAGGUUUUCGGUGUAUAUUCAGGAGAGUUGGCAGGAGUCUUUGUGGGUGAUGUUUGAGGAGAGUUACCGGAUGAGGGAAAAGAUGGAAGUGGUUGAGGUGUUAACGUUUGUCGUGGAAUUGGAGAAUCCGAUGGUGGAUGAUGUCCAUGUGAAUCCAGGCUUUGAUGACCGUGAAGAUGAUUCCGGCUUUGACGAUAGCGGUGACUCAGGCUUUGAAGAUGGUGAAGUUGAUUCAGGCUUUGAAGAUGGUGAAGUUGAUUCAGGCUUUGAUGAUGGCGGUGAUUCUUCUGGGAAAUUGAGAGGAUUGCUUUGGAAAAAAAGGCACAGACCAUGGCAAGUUACAAUACGCCGGUUUGGUCAUGAAGAAGGUAAUGAAGAUGGAAGCAACAAGUAUAUUUUUGGAUAUUGUAAAUGGUGUUGGGUAUUUGGUUAUGAUAUGGUUUUGACAGACUUUCUCCUUUUAAGAUUUAAACCCUUUGCGCUUCUACCAGUAACAUAUGUGAAAUCAUGCUCAACUGAUACAUCUGACUUGAUUGUUCUUACAUUGCCUUUUCCAUGCAUUAGAGAAAUAUCUAUUAUACUAAUGCAUGCAGCAAAAAGCACCCAUAUAAUAUUUGUUUGUCGAACAACAACUGCAAAGGCUCCAACCUUACCAAUGCACUUAACCAGUAAUUCUUUUCCAAACUUGCAAGAUACAUGGCCAGCACAUCAGUAA